AAAACGCAUGUGGAAGAGAGUAAUUAUGCAGAGAAGAUUGGUGUUAAGAAGUGGAUGGAGGAGAAUGACAUUCCUGGAAUGGUGGACCGAUACACUACCACAUUAUAUGAAACAGUGUCCACACAGAUUGAUAGUUUGGCAGUGCAGUAUAAUCUGACAGAACUUGUGACUGGAAUUAAGCAUUUCAUGACAACUCCAACUGUGGAUUCCUCAGAGCAAUCAACAGCUUUGAUUACUCCCUCUCCAUAUGCAGAGAAGCUUUUGAGUUUGAGGAAGAUGGUGAAGGACCGUAAAUGGGGACAGAUAUAUACAGAACUGGAUGUUAUCUUUAGAGAAUUCUUAAUCACCAGGGAGGAUUUAGUUGACAAGGCUAAAGGGUUUGCAGUUAGAUGGAUGGAUGUUUCACAACAGGUGCUUACUAGUGGUGCUUCUGUUUUAGGAGGAGGUGCAAAGCUCAUGUUCUCCAUUGGAAAUUCUAUCAUCUCUGGGGCAGCUGAGGUUUUCAAUUUUGUUUCUAAGUUGAUGGUAUUCUUUUGGGUUCUGUAUUACCUCAUUACAUCAGAUUCUGGUGGGGUAACGGAGCAAGUAAUGUGUAUGCUUCCAAUCUCCAAAUCAGCAAGGAUAAGAUGUGUUGAAGUUCUUGAUAAUUCCAUUUCUGGCGUCCUUCUGGCUACAGUUGAGAUUGCACUCUUCCAAGGAUGUCUUACAUGGCUUUUGUUUAGGCUGUACAAAAUACACUUCUUAUAUAUGUCAACAGUCCUUGCAUACAUCAGUGCUCUGUUGCCUAUCUUUCCACCUUGGUUUGCAACAAUUCCAGCAGCUUUGCAACUUCUCCUAGAAGGAAGAUACAUACUUGCCAUCAGUUUGUCCAUUAUUCACAUUGUGCUUAUGGAUUAUGGAGCAUCUGAAAUUCAAGAGGAUAUUCCUGGUUACAGUACCUAUCUCACAGGGCUUAGCAUCAUAGGUGGAAUGACAUUAUUCCAAUCUGCACUAGAGGGAGCAAUCAUGGGGCCAUUAAUCUCUACAGUUGUGAUUGCUCUUAAGGACGUAUAUGCUGAAUUCGUCCUGGAUGAACCAAAGAAAAGUAAUUAGUGUGGAACGCUUCUGUCCACACGGUGUGAUCAUUCAGUUUUCCAAGAAUUUGUUCUCACUGUCAAACACUUCUGCAACCGUGUUGAGACCUGGUUUAUAUUAGCUUUGCUUGGUUCAGGCAACUUAAACAGAAAAUUUUUGAAGACGCUUGAUUUGUAAUAUGCAGAUCCAAAGUUUAUUCAACGAUAUGAUCCCUAUCCCUAGGGUGCAAAAUUUACAGGGGAUGAGGAUUAUUUAUUUUCUUGUCCUUUGAGAGCACUUUGAACGAAGAAAUUUGUACAUUUUCA
This is a messenger RNA of Rubroshorea leprosula, 1379 nucleotides long. NCBI's taxonomy places the organism in Eukaryota, Viridiplantae, Streptophyta, Magnoliopsida, Malvales, Dipterocarpaceae. The record is from the annotation of a GenBank genome assembly.